AGGGCUGGAAGGGGCCUCUGGAGAUCAUCUAGUCCACUUCUUCCCUAGGGAGCAGAAGCAGGCAGCCCAGGACACAAUCUUGUUGCAGUCCCUUGUGUGCAGGACCUGGGGGUGGGCUGGCUCUGCCUGUCCCUGGGUGAGUAGUGAUGCUUCCCUAAGAUUUGCUGGGGACUCAGGAGCCACUGGACCCAGACCUGCUCAGGAUGGCUGCAAUCUCCUGCUGGGCUCUGCCCUGAGAGAUGUCUGGGGUCCCUUCUGCCACUGAGGAAGUGACAGGGGGAGAAAGAGACGCAUGGGUAGGGAAAUGGAGCAUCCCUGAUCAGCACAUUUCCCUCCUCCCCUUUCAUCCCCCAGACACAAAGGCUGGCUGCUAUUAACAGCUCUGAAGUGCACCUUGGUGCUCAGGAUGUUGAGGAUGCUCAGGGGAUGGGUGUGCUGCAGUGACGAUCACCUGCAUGUGCAUCCUGCAGUGCUGCUCCUCUGCUCGGCCAGGGAGAAGAGCAGGAGUGCACAACUCUGCUUUCCUGGCUUGGCUUUGCAGCUCAACACUCGUUUGUGGAAGGCUUCAGGGGACACUAGGCUCGUAAGUGAACAGUGGUGGCCUCUCAGCAGAGGCUUCACUGUGCCUAGGGGUGUGUGACUGCCUGUGCGUGUGGUGGGGAUGGAGCCUUUAUGCGUGUUGGCAGAGGUGUACAAGGCAUUGCCUUCCCCAAGCAGAGCCUCUGCUGUGCAGGCAUGAGUGCGUGGUCUCCAGGACCCUGCCUUAUCCUUGCAAUAGAGGUAUAACGGGUGUGCUGUGUGCCCAAGGAGGAGCAGGUGGAGUGGGAAUACAUGGUCUGGGUAGGGCUGGGCAAUGCCUGUGUGCCUUUGGAUUUAUGUAUGUGCAGAUCUGUGUUUCUGUGAGGUACUUUGGCACUGUGUGGUCUAUAGUAGGGCACAGCAGAGCAGUGAGGGCUCUGCGUGGUGCUGGGGCCGAGCAAGCCCUGUGGGCACCUCUCAUUUAUUAGAGACAAACCCUGGUGAAAUUCCACUGCUCCACAGCAGCCUCUGCGUGUUAACGUGGGGUCUUCUCUGCUGCUCUCUGAAGCCAGGUCGUAGCUCCUGCCAGCAGGAACCUCAGCAAGACUCUAAAUAGCAAACCUUAAUGUCCAAUGCAGGGCAGAGAUAUGUGGUGAUGAGAGAUGGGGCUCUCUGGGCAGGACACCAGCAGGUUCCUGUGCCCUGGGGAAGGAGAGCACUUGCUCAGGUGCAGACACCCUUGUACACAAAGUCAUGCAUGACAGCAUCUCCCUGCCAGGCCUGGCUUUGUGCUUGCACCCCUUAUGAGUCUAUUUUCUCAUCCUUGGGCAGGCAGUGGGGCUGAGAGCCAUGGGCUCGUUGUCAUGCCAUGACUCACUGGGGAUGCUGUUGCCCCAGCAAUGGCUGAGGAGCCAGCAGCAUCUUUGAUGGGGCGAUGUGAGAUCUCUUGGGGAGGGUGAAAUGCUCUGCAAGACAACAUAGCAUCAGCAAGGGCUGGGGGUGGAAAACACCCCGCGGGGUUUGACCCUCUCUUCCUAUGCUGCGUUCAAACCACAUGAGGUGUCCUGCACGGCUGCUCCUUGUGUCUGUCUUCUGCUCUAUGCAGGUCUCUGGGGCAGGGUUUGUGCCCACGGUCUCUUCACAUGGAGGAUGAUGGCCAAGAAUAACAGUCUGCAGAGCUCACCGGCCAACCACCACCCCUGCCCACCUGGGCAAGCCCGAGUGGAGGGAACAGGGCUCACCACGAGGACCUGCUCAACUCCAGCUGACACCUCAGAGCUGCAGAGAGGAACUCCCUCGAAUGGAGGGGAGCAGCCGCCUGCCUCUGCCUUCCAAGGCAGGAGAACCUUGGCCAGGAUAGUCCGGCUGGUGAUGGUGCUGAGGGACUGGGCCAGCAGGAGCUUGCACGAGGAGCAGCAAAAGCCAGACCCCUUCCUUGAGCGCUUCCAGGGCACCGAGUUCCAGGCAGCGGCUGCCAGAAUCGCCAGUGACCUACAGGAUGAGGAGACCGAGGAGGGAAACAAGAAGAAGAAAUGGCAGAUCUUUGUGGUGGACCCUGCAGGGGACUGGUAUUACUGCUGGCUGGCUGUCAUUGCAUUUCCUGUCCUCUAUAACUGGUGCUUGCUUGUAGCCAGGGCUUGCUUCAAUGACCUGCAAGAGACCUAUGUUGUCCUCUGGCUGGUGUUAGACUAUGUCUCGGACUCUAUCUACAUUGGGGACAUAGUGAUCCGCCUGCGCACAGGUUUCUUGGAACAGGGGCUCCUGGUUAAGGACACGAAGAAGUUACGGGAUAACUACAUCCAUACCUUACAGUUCAAGCUGGAUGUUCUCUCCAUCCUGCCCACAGACCUGGUGUACUUCACUGUGGGAUUGCACUGCCCUGAGUUGCGUUUCAACAGGCUGCUCCGCUUCUCCCGCAUGUUUGAGUUCUUCAAUAGGACCGAGACCAGAACCAGCCACCCCAACAUCUUCCGCAUCAGCAACUUGGUUCUUUACAUCCUGGUCAUCAUCCACUGGAAUGCAUGCAUAUAUUAUGCCAUCUCCAAGGCCAUAGGGCUUGGAAAGGACAGCUGGGUCUAUCCCAACAUCACAGACCCUGAAUACAGUAAUCUGACCCUGGGGUACGUCUACUGUCUCUACUGGUCUACCUUGACUUUGACCACUAUUGGAGAGACCCCUCCGCCUGUGACUGAUGAAGAAUACCUCUUUGUGAUCUUUGAUUUCCUCAUCGGUGUCCUCAUCUUUGCCACCAUUGUGGGGAAUGUGGGAUCCAUGAUAUCUAACAUGAAUGCCACUAGGGCAGAGUUCCAGGCAAAAGUUGAUGCUAUCAAACACUACAUGCAGUUCCACAAGGUGAGCAAAGACAUGGAAACCAAAGUCAUCAAGUGGUUUGACUAUGUGUGGACCAACAAGAAAGCAGUAGACGAACGGGAAGUCCUCAAGAAUCUCCCUGAUAAGUUAAGGGCAGAGAUUGCCAUCAACGUUCACCUGGAGACACUGAAGAAGGUGAGGAUAUUCCAGAACUGUGAGGCAGAUCUACUGGUGGAGCUGGUGCUGAAGCUUCGCCCUCAGGUGUUCAGCCCAGGGGAUUACAUUUGCCGGAAAGGAGACAUUGGGAAAGAGAUGUAUAUCAUCAAGGAGGGGAAGCUGGCUGUGGUGGGAGAUGAUGGAACGACACAGUAUGCUUUGCUCACUGCAGGAAGCUGCUUUGGUGAGAUCAGCAUCCUCAACAUUAAAGGCAGCAAAAUGGGCAACAGGCGCACAGCCAACAUCCGUAGCUUGGGGUACUCUGAUCUCUUCUGCUUGUCAAAGGAAGAUCUUAUGGAAGCAGUCACAGAGUAUCCUGAUGCCAAAAGGAUCUUGGAGGAGCGUGGCCGGGAGAUACUAAUCAAGGAAGGGCUGCUGGAUGAGACGGCUACAGAAGAAAGCACGGAAGGGAAGAGCAUGGAGGAGAGGCUGGACAGUCUGGCCUUGAACUUGGACACACUGCACACACGCUUUGGCCGGGUCCUGACAGAGUACAAUGAUGCCCAGAAGAAACUCAAGCAGCGCAUCACUGUUCUGGAGUCCAAGAUGAGGCAGCAGGAUCUGGAGGACUUCUCUGAUAGCUCAGACAGUCUGCUUGAGGAUGAGGUGAAAGCUUUACUUGGUGGGACACCGUGAGGAGGUGCAGAGGUCAGCUGGGUGAUGUCUGGCCUUCUGCUGAGACAGCGUUUGCUAUUUCACAAUGCAGAUCCUAAGGCUGCCUUGCCAGGGACUUCCCUCAGGUCCUUAGCAUUGCUGCUGCCACUGCCUUGAUGGCAGCUCCUGAGAUGGCCCCAAAUGAGGUGAUUGUCCUAGCUCCUCCUCUGGCCUGUCGCUUUUCAUCUGAGACCUGGGACUUGGAUCACUAAAAGGAGGAGAAUGGCUAAUGCCACUGUUAACAUUUCUUUCCAGCUUCUGCAGGAGGUCUACGCCCAUCACAUCUUCUUCCUCCUAUUUGCCUUAGUAGAAGGUGGGACAUGAAGGCUGCAUGGAGGGGUACCUGGAAAAGUUUACCUCCCAUGUAUGUUGUGGUGAAGGUCAAAUCACCCUGAAAUUAGAAUUUGGGGUAAGAUAAAAGGUUUUUUGUCAUCUCUAAAUUAAAUUGUAGGG
This is a messenger RNA of Pezoporus occidentalis (night parrot), 4152 nucleotides long. RefSeq names its product cyclic nucleotide gated channel subunit alpha 2 (gene CNGA2). Gene Ontology annotation, biological process: potassium ion transport; monoatomic cation transmembrane transport. Gene Ontology annotation, molecular function: intracellularly cGMP-activated cation channel activity; cGMP binding; intracellularly cAMP-activated cation channel activity. The transcript has 6 exons. The coding region runs from base 1669 to 3681 and encodes 670 amino acids. The record is from RefSeq and is a predicted model, not a curated record. Lineage: Eukaryota; Metazoa; Chordata; Aves; Psittaciformes; Psittacidae. Gene Ontology annotation, cellular component: intracellular cyclic nucleotide activated cation channel complex; plasma membrane.